AUGUUUUCUCAUUGGUCGAAAAAUCAUAAUGGCCGAAUGAGAAUUCGUCUUUUGAUUGGCUAUUACGAAAAUCCGUUACAUUUUAAAAGUGUAAACAGAAUGCCAACCGAUUUGAUAUUAGUUGUGUUUUAUUUUAAUCAAGGAUAUUUAACGUGGGCCAUCGUAACUCUAGUUUUUAUAUUUGUGCCUUCCAUAAUAGUGAAUUUUUUCAGUUUAAGAUGGCACCUUAAUGAUAAUUCAUCCAAUAAAUAUAUAUUAAUUUUACAUAUUUUACUAUUAGGUUUAUUUCAAAGACAUGUAUGGAUUAUUAAAGCAGGGAUAAACGCUUACAAAUCUAAAAAUAAUUCAAAUAUUUUAAAUGUUUAUCUGGAACAAAGCGAUUUAUGUAUGUUGCAUUUGUUUGAAUCAUUUUUGGAAUCCAGUCCACAACUUGUAUUACAAGUUUAUCUAAUUGCAAAUUUAAACGAGUGGAAAAAUUGGACAGCCGUAUCUGCAAUAGCCUCUCUCUUUUCAUUAGCUUGGGCAUUAGCCAUGUAUACUAAAACUCAAAGACAAGCAAGACAAAUAAAAAAUUCAAGCACUUGGAAAGGACUUUUACUACAAGGAAUUUGGAGAACUGGAACAUUAGCUGCUAGAAUAACUGCCAUUGUUUUAGGUGCUUAUUAUUUUGGAAAUUACAUAUUUUUAUUAUUAACUAUUCAUUGGAUAGCCAUGACAAUUUGGAUAUUCUGUCAAAAGACUGAUUUUUGCGAAUCUUUUUGGGAAGAAAAAAUUUACAACAUGGUUGUCGGAGUUAUUUAUUGCUUUUGUUUUUUUAAUUUACAAGAAGGACGAUCACGUUGGAGAUUAUUUGCUUUCUAUCUAAUAACUGUUACAGAGAAUGUUGCUUGUUUGAUAUUAUUUUUGACAUUUGGAAACAACUCGUCAUACAAACUUAGUAUGUUUGGUGUGAUUGGAAUUAUUGGCGGAACAUUAAUUGGUACAGCUAGCAUGUUGUUUUAUUAUAAAUUUAACCAUCCAUCAGGACGUAUAACAUGCAUAUCUAAACAUCGAACACCUCAACAAGAAAAAAAUUUUUUUAAAUUGCCCACAACUCUUUGGUCUUUAAAACAAAUGCACAGCGAAAUUCGAAAUACCGUUUCAUUUAACAAACAAACAAAUUUAAAAAAUUCUUUUGAUCCUGUCAGUCCGACAUCAGACUCAAUUAUUAUCACUGAGGAAAACGAAGAAAGCAUAGAUAGUCAAUUUAAAAUUUUCAAGGAUUUUGAUAAAAAAAUUGACAAUCAAGUUAGCAAAGAAGAAAAAAACUGGGAAUCUUCUCCUGUGAAAAACCCUGAAAAACAAUUUUUAAACAAGCGAAAACCCAUUUGUUCAGAAUCAGAUUUGGCAAAAUUAUCUGAAUUUGCACAUUCACCGAGAACAUAUUCGGAAAGCACAUUAAAUUAUAAUGUUCAUACUCAGGAUAGACUUUUAUCACCUCUUUAUUAUGAAAAUCUCAGCACAAUACAAAAAGCAGAAGAAAUUGAAUCUUAUCAAUCGGAUAAUGAUUCAUCGUUUUUAAAAAAGUCACAAUUUAGUGAAAUGAAUUCGAAUGUAAUGUCAAACGACAGUAGUAAAAUUUGUUCCUUCGAUUCUAAAUUGGAUGAUAUUUUUAAAAAAUGUUCCAUUGAUACCUUAACAAUAACGUAUCCUUUAAGUUCAGUAAAAAGUUCAAACGACGAUUAUGAAAACGUAAAUGACAAUUUACAAAAAACUCCAGAAAAAAAAUAUAAAAACGAUCGCGUUAGUGCUCUGGUUGCCACCAUUGACGAAAUUCGUUAUAACACACCACCUUCGUCUAAAUCUCAAACCGUGACAAAUCCUAAAAAUUUAAAUAAUUCUACAAUUUAUAUUGAAAUGCCUAUAACGAGAAGUGAUUUUGACGACCAUCGUGACAUGUCAUUUACUCGUGACAUACAAUCAUCGAAUAACGAUAUGAAAAAAAUGAAUUUGAAGGGUCAUAAUUAG
This is a messenger RNA of Pediculus humanus corporis (human body louse), 2007 nucleotides long. RefSeq lists its product as uncharacterized. Bases 1 to 2007 code for a protein of 668 amino acids. Gene Ontology annotation, biological process: apoptotic process involved in development; phosphatidylserine exposure on apoptotic cell surface; engulfment of apoptotic cell. The transcript is spliced from 6 exons. NCBI's taxonomy places the organism in Eukaryota, Metazoa, Arthropoda, Insecta, Psocodea, Pediculidae. The record is from RefSeq and is a predicted model, not a curated record. Gene Ontology annotation, cellular component: plasma membrane.